Molecule: messenger RNA, 1045 nt
Organism: Musa acuminata subsp. malaccensis (wild Malaysian banana)
Lineage: Eukaryota; Viridiplantae; Streptophyta; Magnoliopsida; Zingiberales; Musaceae
Product: DNA-directed RNA polymerases II and IV subunit 5A
Biological process (GO): DNA-templated transcription
Cellular component (GO): RNA polymerase I complex; RNA polymerase III complex; RNA polymerase II, core complex
Molecular function (GO): DNA binding
Source: RefSeq, a predicted model, not a curated record
ACUAAAUCCACCCUGGGCCCCACUCAUGAUCGCACUGCUCCGCUGAACCCAACCCUAUUUCUCGGGGUCGCUCGCCUCGCCCUCGAAACCCUACGAUUCGCAGAGAUACCGAAGGCCGCUUCUCUCGCAUCUUGUGGAUCGUCUCCUGUGUCCCCCGCUCUCCGAGGUCGUUGUGGUAGCCGCUCCCUCCGUCCUUCUUUCCUGUUCUCAUCUUGCUUCUUGCAACCACCCUAGCGCAAGGGUUCGGAGUUAUCGAGGAAGAUGGCAACCUCUGAGGGCGAGGUCAGCCGGUUGUUUCGGAUCAGACGGACGGUGAUGCAGAUGCUGAGGGACCGAGGAUACCUUGUCGUUGCUGCUAAAGACAUCGACAUAAACAUGCGCCAGUUCUUGGAGAAAUAUGGGGAGAACCCUAAGCGGGAUGAGCUUGUCAUCAAUAAGCAGAAGAAGAACGAUAACAACGAUCAGAUCUAUGUCUUCUUUCCAACUGAAGCAAAGGUUGGUGUAAAACAAAUAAAGCAGUAUGUUGAGCGUAUGAAACAAGAGAACGUGUUUAGAGCAAUAUUAGUCGUUCAACAAAAUCUAACUCCAUUUGCAAGAUCAUCCCUGCAAGAAGCAUCUCAGAAGUAUCAUUUGGAGGUCUUUCAGGAGGCAGAGCUUCUUGUCAAUAUCAAGGACCAUGUACUUGUUCCAGAGCAUCAGGUUCUGACAAGUGAGGAAAAGAAGACAUUACUGGAGCGUUAUACACUGAAGGAAACUCAGCUUCCUCGAAUCCAAGUUACAGAUCCAAUAGCAAGAUAUUAUGGCCUAAAGCGCGGACAGGUCGUAAAGAUCAUCCGACCUAGUGAGACUGCAGGCAGAUAUGUGACCUAUCGAUAUGUUGUAUGAGAUGUUUCAGAUGCCUGCUGCUGUAAAGAUAUGCUGGUACUAUCCAGAUGUGCAAUUUCUAUUUUGUUGUCGGCUGUUAAGUACAACUUUCCUUUGUGGUGCAGCCUAAGGAUUACUUUGGUUAUUAGUUUCCAGUGAUAUGGGAAUGAUGGUUUGCGCA